Tribolium castaneum (red flour beetle) is the source of this 6374-nucleotide messenger RNA. It is a transcript of the gene Cad87A, whose product is annotated as Cadherin 87A. Gene Ontology annotation, cellular component: plasma membrane; catenin complex. Bases 258 to 5945 code for a protein of 1895 amino acids. Gene Ontology annotation, biological process: homophilic cell-cell adhesion. The transcript has 23 exons. The record is from RefSeq and is a predicted model, not a curated record. Gene Ontology annotation, molecular function: calcium ion binding; cadherin binding. NCBI's taxonomy places the organism in Eukaryota, Metazoa, Arthropoda, Insecta, Coleoptera, Tenebrionidae.
UUGGAGCCGAGCUGGUCCCCUCUUCCGCCGGUUACACCAUUCUUUUCUUCGGUAGUCAGCCGUGGCAGUUUGUGUUCAAUGGUCGAGUCCAAAGAAAUGUAAAGUGCCGGCAGUGUACUAAAUUUUCACUACUGGCUACUGAUAAAAGCAAAUGUAGUGUUAAUUACAGUGCUGUGUAGUUGCGGUGUAGUGAUGAUAAAGGGGAAUAUUUUAGUCACUUUUAAUUGGAAUAACCGUUUGCGGAAAGUUGAAGGACGAUGAAGUCGCUACCGCCCACUAUUGCCAUAUUUUUCGGGACGUUUUUCGUUUGCUAUCCAGGAUGCAGUGCCAAUUUACCCCCCGUGUUCUCAAUGGACAUAAACAAUUUAGCCUUAUCGGAAAAAACUCCAGUAGGUAGCGUCGUCUACACUUUAGAAGGAUCAGAUCCUGAAAACAGUACUGUACAUUUUAAUCUCGAAGGAACUGACGUUUUAAAAGUUAAUCGCAACACGGGAGCUGUUACCGUUGUUAAACCUCUGGAUUAUGAGACAAAUUCCACUUUAAACGUGAUUGUGAGUAUUGAGGAUGAAGUUGAAGGCGGCAGAAAUAACAUGGUGUCAGUUCCUGCCAACAUAAUUAUCCUAGACGAGAAUGAUAACGCUCCAGAUUUUAUAGACGCACCUUAUGAUAUCCUAGCACACGAGGAUACCACAGUCGGUACGACAAUUUUCUCCAAAAUUUUUGUGGAGGACAAGGACACUACCGGUGCCAAUUUGGAAGUAGAAUGCAUCAACUUGCCCGAAUACCAGAACGCUUGCGAUUUUUUCCAAGUGGAGACGCUCCAAUCGGCCCAGAAUUCCUACCACGGUGCUAUAGUUUUAAGAAGGAAAGUCAACUACACCCAGCAGGACAAGCACCAGUUCCUGCUCAAAGCCACAGACGGAGAGCUGAGCAGUAGCACGAGCGUUACAGUUAACAUCGGGGAUGUUCAAGACACUCCGCCUCGUUUCAUCGGUAAUUUAGUAGCGGAAAUGAGUGAAAACGCGACUAUUAACAGUCUGGUCAUGACGAUCCAUGCGGAAGACGGAGACAGAGGGGUUCCAAGGAAGAUCGUCUAUGAACUCAUUAACAAUCCCAUGGAUUAUUUCAUCCUGGACGCGGUUACCGGGGAGCUGCGGACCGCCAGACCCCUGGACAAGGAAGCCGUCAACAAUCCAGACGGCUUAUUAACUCUAAACGUUAAGGCCCACGAGCUGGUGGACGGCAUAAAAGGCACCGACCCGUCGACGGUGACAAACGCCGAAGUGCUGAUAAAAAUUAAAGACGUGAACGACGAGCCACCGGCCUUCAACAAGCGCGAAUACUUCGUGCAAAUUCCGGAGAACAUCUCCGAAGGUUCACCGUUGCCGGGCUUGGAAAUGGUGGUAACCGAUCCGGACGAAGGAAACAAUUCGGUUUUUUCCCUCCAACUGAACGACAUAUCGUCUGCAUUUUCAAUCGAACCGAAAACGGUGAUCGGUUCAUCGGCCGUCACAAUCCGGGUCGCCAACAGUUCGCUGGAUUAUGAAGACUUGAAUCAGAGGAAAUUCAUCAUUUUGGCGUUGGCCAAGGAACUGUACACGGAGGAAAAGCUGUCGUCGACGGCCACUGUCACGGUCUCGGUGAGCGAUAUUAACGAUAAUGCCCCAACUUUCGAUCAAGACGGAUACUCGACGGCUAUUUCGGAAGUCUCUUCGCCCGGAACUCCAAUCAUAACAAUAACAGCACGGGAUAGAGACAGCGGGAAGUUUGGAGAAGAUGGCAUUUUUUACCAUAUUUCAGGCAGUGGUAGCGAACGGUUUGUUGUUCACAACAGGACAGGGACUGUGGCCGUGGCCGAGUGUGAACAUCCAGGGAAAAAACCAUGUCUGGAUUUCGAGGACAAGGCGGAGUAUCAUUUGCAGUUUAUCGCGACGGACGACGAUGGCAAGGGCCAGACCACGAAAGUGCCUUUAAAAAUCCUCCUCACUGAUAAUAACGACAACGCGCCCGUGUUCACCCAAUCGAUAUAUCGGGCUUUUAUUAACGAGGGGGCCGUUCGAUUCGAUCCCGAUCUUAUAAUCGAAGCCGUGGAUGCCGACAAAACGUCUCACGUUACUUAUUCGAUUAUUUCCGGCAACGACGAAGGCUUGUUUAGCAUCGAACCCAAUUUGGGCAAAAUCCGAAUCUCAAACAGUAAAGGAGUUGACGUCAGUAACGACACCGAAAACGUUAUUUUAUUGACUGUAAUGGCAAGUGACGGUACUUUUACAACUACGUCCCUAGUUAACAUCACGAUACGAGACGUCAAUAACAACCAUCCCAUCUUUACGAAGGAGAAUUACGUUGUUGCGAUUGCCGAGGAUGUCACUAUUGGAUCAAGCAUCAUCCAAUUGCAAGCUAAUGAUAUGGAUACGGGAUCAAACGCCGAAAUCGAAUACUCCAUUCAAAAGGGAGCUUACGACGACUUUCAAAUUGAUAACACAACAGGUGUUGUUGUGGUCGCUUCCAAACUGGAUUUCGAUCGGCGCAAUACUUACAACAUUGAAAUUAUAGCGAGGGAUCACGGAGAGCCUCCUCUCACUGGAACCACGACUCUGACAGCUAACAUCAUCAAUACAAACGACAAAAUGCCCUACUUUGUGCCCACCACCCAAAAAGCCGAAAUUAUGGAAGAUGCUCCAAUCGGAAGUGUAGUCCAUACACUAAUCGCCUUAGAUCCCGAUGUUAACUCCACGGAAGCUUUGAAUUUCGCUGCGACUGAACCCAUUACAGCCCUGGAUAAGCAUGGGAACGAAGUUUUUAAUGAUGAUGUUUAUCGUGGCUUUUUUUCGGUCGAUAAAACCACCGGAAAAGUUACGGUGUUGAAUAAACUUCAAAGGGACGUCGCGGCGAUCGUCAGGAUUACGGUCCUUGUGACGGAUAUUACGGCCCCCACCGUGCAACAAGGAGAAGGCUUAUUGAUCAUCACGAUCACUGACGUGAACGACUCUCCGCCGGUGUUUUUGCCCCCAUGGACGCCCGAAACCCCUCUUUAUACUCUCGAGCUGAAAGAAGAACAGCCCGUUGGAACGAUUGUUGCAACUUACAAAGCGAUCGAUGAUGGUUCAGACAUCGCCGGUUACGCUAUCCUCCCCGAAAAUGAGUAUUUUGAAAUCAACAACGGCACUGGAAUCGUCCAGAUUAGGAAACAAAUCGACUACGAAAAAACGCCGCAACUAAAUUUCACAAUCCUGGCGUUCGAUUCCGGUAUUCCCCAACUAAAUACUUCUGCGAGUGUGUUUGUCAAAGUGAUAAAUCUCAACGACAACGAUCCCAUUUUCUCGGAAAAAAAUUAUAAAGCGAGCAUCUAUGAAAACUCGCCGAACGGUACUUUUGUCGUGCAAGUUAAAGCGACAGAUGCCGACUCGGGGGAUUACGGCAAACUAAAUUAUGAAUUGACGGGAGAGCAUAGCGAGAAUUUCGAAAUAACACCCGAUACGGGGGUUAUCACAGUGGCCAAUUCCAACUUUUUGGAUCAUGAGAAGAUCAACGAGACCGUCAUUCAAGUGGUGGCUAGUGAUGGGGCCCCACACGGUUUUAAAAGAUCGGUCACGGUGCCCGUUAAUAUCAACAUCUUGGAUGUUAACGAUAACGCGCCCAAAUUUAAUCAAAGCGAAUAUAACGUGACCGUAAUAGAAAACGUGAGACUCAACCCUCCACAGCCAUUAUUGCAAGUAAAUGCCACUGAUGAAGAUAGUGGCAUUAACGGAAACAUUCAUUAUGAUAUUAUUGGAGGAAACGACAACGACGUAUUUUUGCUCGGGGUCGAGACGGGAAUCCUCUACCCGCAUAAAUCCCUCUUAGGCCAAAAAAGAAACUUUCAUCUUGUCAUAGAAGCUCGAGAUGGGGGAGGAAACGGUCAAUUAUUUGACCGUGCGGUUAUAAAUGUACAGGUUCUGAAUGUGAACGAACAUCGGCCCGACUUUAUUAUACCGUUCCUACCGAACGCCACAGUCGAAAUAACCGAGAACGCAGCUGUGGAAAAUUAUCUAGUCAUGACAGUCAAAGCGACUGAUAAAGACGAGAACGAAAACGGAAGAAUCACAUAUCAUUUGAAAGUGGACGGGGAAAACGUUCAAGAAACGAACGAAUUUUCCAUAGACGCCAACACGGGCGAACUGAGGAGCAAAAAAUUCCUAGACCGGGAGGAAACAUCCAAAUACGAGUUGGUUUUAGUUGCCAGGGACCACGGUUCGCCCAAAUGGUUCGAGACUUUGCGCUACUUAACCAUUCUGUUAGUCGACACGAACGACAACCGCCCGGAAUUCCCGGAUUCGCAUUCAGCGAAUCCGUACCACUUUUACGUGACUGAGAAUGAUAAAAGUGGUGUCAGAAUCGGCCAAGUCAAAGCUCUGGAUCGAGACGAAGGAAAUCACGCCAAAGUCUACUACUACUUUCUGAGAGGUAACGAAAACGGCGAUUUCCGCCUCGACAAGACCGAGGGCUAUUUAUACGCGAACAAAUCGUUCGAUCGGGAGCGCCAAGACGAAUACAACUUGUACAUCAUCGCGACCAACGACGCAGAUUACUACAUCUCGCCCCAAGACCGGGAAAAGUUGGCCGAAGCGGACAUAAUCCACGACAGCAGCAUCGCUAAAAUCACGGUGACCAUAACCGACCUAAACGACAACGUGCCCGUUUUUGAGCAAGCGAUUUACUACUCGGCCGUAAACGCAAUGGCCGAAAUCAACGACUUUGUGACGAACGUAACGGCGUUUGAUCCAGACUUGGGCCCGAACGGCUCUCUGACCUACUACAUCAAAGCGGCAAACUUGUACAAAUACGGAUCCAACAAAAGCUCAGGCUCGAUCAUACCCUCACCUUUCAACAUCACAGACAAGGGCGAGAUGUGCACGGCCAAUUACUUGGCCGAAAACAACCAACACCGCUUCGUUGUCGACAUAAUCGCACGGGAGAACGCCUUCCCGGAACGCGAGGCUUACACACAAGUCCAUGUGUGGAUUUUCGAGCCCGAGCAGCUAAUCCGGGUCAUUUUGUCGCGACCUUCCGACGAAGUUGUGCGAGAACGAGACGAAAUUGUGGCCGAACUGAGCAAUGCCACGCAAAGUCUUGUCAUUAUCGACGAAAUCAGGUACCACACCGAUGACAACGGCUACAAAAAUGAGGAAUGGUCGGAUAUGUACAUUUUGGUGGUAGACCCGCUCACUCAAAACAUACUACCGGUCCCCGAAGUCCUGAAAAUAAUUGAUUCGAAAUACGACUUCCUGAAGGAUUACUACGCCGGGUUUGCCAUCGAAAACGUGGUCCCGGCGUUCGUAAUGGAGAAGGACGAGUCCUUCGAUCCCGCUCUGGCGGCGCUUAUUGCCCUCCUCAUUGUGCUUUUUGUCGGUGUUAUAACAUUUAUAAUCGUUUGUUGUUGUUUGCGGCACUGGGUUAUCUCACCCACUGAUCUUAAGAAAAAAGACGCUUUGAUUAAAAAGGCCAUAAUCGACGAUUUGAACACCACCGAAAAUCCCUUAUGGAUCGAACAGAAAUUGAAAAUUUACGAGGAACAAGAACUGACAAUGCAAGUGUUUAACGAGCCGGAACAGAACGUCUUGGGCCGAAGAAACAGCGACGAUUUUAUUCCUGACGAUAAUACCUAUGCCACAAUCCAGCACCCAAACCGGCGUGGCUCUGCCCACAUUGCUUCGAGAUCACUAGCCGAUGAUUUGGCCGAUUAUGCGACCUUGUCCGGAGUGCCCCAUCAGACUGACAGUUCGCACAGUUCCCUAAGAGGGGCCCCAAAUUUUUAUGAAGCUGCAAUGGGCUUCCAAGGCUCGACUUUCCAAGUGCCAGAGCGGAUGAGUAACGAUGAUUAUGGCUCGUACCGGACGAGAUUUAAAGGCUCCGAACUGACCAUUAACCAGGCUGGACAGCCCGAAUACGUAGCCGAACUAAUUUAGACUUAGGUUGAUAAAAAUAUCUGUGACUAGUGCGAAAGUGAUGACAAUAGUGAUUUAUGAAGGGACUGCUAUGUAAAUACCGUUUGAUCGAUUUUUUUCCACUUUGUGUUACAUUGGCGGUUCUUUCUGAAUCAAGACAGUUUUUCUACGAGUGAUAUCUACAAAGUUUCUAUUCAAAGUUACGUACCGUUACCUGAAUACUGAGUAGAUUAUCUGACUGGAUCUGGAACCCUGUUAUUCGAUUGUGACGUAACUAUUUCUUAAAUUAAUCAGCGAUUUUUUAGUUAGGGUUAACCGACACAUUACUGAGGGCCAUAUCAGUUUAUACGUUUUCUAGACCGUUGUAUUGCGUUAAUGUUAGGAAAGAAUGUCUUUUUAUUUAUUUUUUUACUGUAAUUAUUGAAUGAAUAGAUUUUACACAAACUGGAA